GGUGAGAGUAGAGGACUGAAAUGACUAUACUUCCUCUCUUCUAAAAGUCUUGCAUCAUCCCCAUGACCUCCUUCACUUUUCUUUUGUGUGAACUGUUAGGUGAAGUUGUUGUUGUCUCUUUUUCCCCUCUUCCUUUAAGCUCUUUUCUGUUCUGCUUCUUUAAGUGCUCAGGGGAUGAAGCCAUUCAAACAAACUGCCUGUUCUCUCCUGGCUUAUUUAUAGUGUAAGUAAACAGCAGUGUUUGUCUCUAGUUUCUCCAAUGGUACUGGGACUAGUAAAUGAUCGGUUAUAGAACAUGGCUAAUGUGAUCAACUUUUAAUGUAGCAUCUUCCUGCUGGCCUGCAUCAGUCUGGACCGCUACCUGUCCGUGGUCCACGCGGUCCAGAUGUACUCUCGCAGGAAGCCCUGGAUGGUGCUGGCCAGCUGCCUGUCCGUGUGGCUCCUCUCCCUCCUCCUCUCCCUCCCCGACUGGCAUUUCCUGGAGUCUGUGAAGGACACCAGACGAGACAAAGUGGAGUGUGUUCACAACUACUCGUCCCUCUCCCAGUCUUGGUUUGACUGGCGCCUGGCCUCCCGCCUGCUCUACCACACGGUGGGCUUCCUCCUCCCCUCUGUUGUGCUACUCUUCUGCUACUCCUGCAUCCUGCUGCAGCUGCAGCGCGGCUCCCAGGGCCUCCAGAAGCAGAGGGCCGUCCGGGUCAUCCUGGUGUUGGUGCUGGUCUUCUUCCUCUGCUGGACUCCCUACAACAUCACCCUUAUGGUGGACACUUUUCAGGGGAGACCUGGGGAGGCUGUUUCUGUGUCCUGUGAGAACGGGAGGACAGCUCUGGAGAACAGUCUGGUGGUUACGUUCGCUCUAGCCUGCCUGCACGCUUGCCUCAACCCAGUGCUCCAUCUUGGAAUGUGUAGAAACUUUCGGCGACGCGUGCUGGAUAUGGUGAGGUGUGUUGAGGGGGUGCAGGACGAUCUGAAACGCUCACUGUGGGAUUCAGGUGUGGUUGAAGACUCACCUGACCAAGCAGAGGAGAAGGGGACGUUGAACCCAAUGACAAUCAUGGGACAGGUACAGUCCACGCAGGGCUGAUGGGUAGGAAGAAGAUCCUAAUGAUUAAUAUAGUAUGUCUUCCUGCCUUGAGGGGAAGUUGUAUGGGUCAUGGGUCUGGGGACUGGUGGAUGACCGUAACCUGGGUCAUGAGAGAAAGACAUGCAUGGUAGAAAGCCCCUUAUGAGGACUGCUUUCUUUGAAUUGCACUUUAAUGGAUAACGCUCAGACUAAAUGUAUAUUUAUAUAUUUUUAUAAAGUCAGCGGGUUGUCUGCUCUUCACGUUUUACCUUUAUCAAUGUCGUCCAGGUCUGUAGAAUAUAUUGGAAAGAAUCAUGCAUCCAUUAU
Messenger RNA from Oncorhynchus tshawytscha (Chinook salmon), 1390 nucleotides. Its product is annotated as C-X-C chemokine receptor type 1-like. Gene Ontology annotation, biological process: G protein-coupled receptor signaling pathway; immune response. The coding region runs from base 386 to 1084 and encodes 232 amino acids. Gene Ontology annotation, cellular component: membrane. The transcript has 2 exons. NCBI's taxonomy places the organism in Eukaryota, Metazoa, Chordata, Actinopteri, Salmoniformes, Salmonidae. The record is from RefSeq and is a predicted model, not a curated record. Gene Ontology annotation, molecular function: G protein-coupled receptor activity.